AGAGCGAGAGAAAGAGAGAGAGAGAGAGAGUAGAGGGCAGAGAGGGAGACAGGAACAGAAAGUGAAGACAUGUCAAGAUGUCUGGGUGAGGGGGACCAGAACAGAGUAGAAGCCAUAUGCCAAAACAGAAGGAGCAGAAGUUUGAGCAGCUGACUGGAUCAGACAGGAGGGGAGAUCUGACCUGACACUUCACACGUGCCUACAGGUUCCGCAGAAUCGUCUGAAUUGGACCACCUCUCUGCAACUAAGACAAAAGCCAAAGGGCAGGAGGAUAAAAGGAUUCUGGAGAAGACGACAAAGAGCAAGAAAACACUUUGGUGAGGGCCAAGCAGCAUAAACAAACUUCACUUUUUUGUCCUGUAGCCAUAUUAGAAACAUCACAACUUGGAGAUUUCACAAUAAACCGAGCUGUAAACACAAUGAGCUUUUGGUCUUUUGGAUUUGUUUAAAGAACCCUUUGGCUUUGAAAACAACCUUGAGGGACACUUAAAGGAAAGAGGCUUCCUCCAUGUUUACAGUGUUACUUUUAAACAUCAACACAGGAUAACAUGGGCCUAUUAGGUACGUAGAGACACAGGCAUCAAAACUGGCUUGUGAAAGUUCAAGUCACCAGAAAUAGCUCAUCUGACAGCCGUUGGAUUUGUUGAUGAAGUUCAAAGCUGGAUUCUGAUGACAUACAAGGACUUUUAUCUUAAUUGAACACCGUAUCUUAAUCAUCUUGGUGUCUCCAGCAGCCUCAUAUGCACAUUUACUGGCUUUCAAACUUCAAAAACUCUCUAAAGGAUUUAUUAAAACUUUACAACCACCAGACAGACUCAAUUAAAAGGAGCCACCACUCUGUAUCUGAACGCCAUGGACGGAAAAACUGACAGCAUCCAGGAUUUUUUCAACCAACUGUGGAGCUUCGCCACAGAAAAACACAACCAGGGCGUCUACAACACGGUGUGCCUGAUCGUCCUCCUCGCUCUCCCCCUGCUCGUCCUCCUAACUACUCUGGUGGUGUGCUGUCACUGCUGCUGCUGUCGCUAUGCCAACAGAUGCUGUUGCUGCUGCUGCAGGGACACCAUGGCAACGGCAAGGUCAGAAACAAAGAAGAAGAAGAACUCGACAAAUAAUACUGAAGACCUGUGGAUCUCUGUUAAGACGGAGCCUAUGACACCUGACAGGGUAGCUCUGGCCAUGGUGUAGAAAGGAUGCCUUUGCUGUUUGUUUGGGAUUGCUGAUCCUGGGUCAGUUGGGCAGAGGAUGUGAUGGAGAGUUUCAAAGAUCUAAAACUAUUUUGGAAUCUAAGGAGGCUAAAGAACUUAUUUUAGCUGAUGGACUGCAUACUGGGACUUGUGAAUAACAGGUCAACAACAUGUAAACAAUGUACAGAAUCUUGUCACUUUUGUAUUCAUAUGGUGUCUUUAUGGACAAUGUUUACAACAUUUUGUAUACGUUUUUUAAUGUGUGGUACAUAAAGGGAGUAUUAUGCUAAAAGAGGCAUAGACAUACCUGUAAAUGUGUGUGUGUGUGUGUGUGUGUGUGUGUGUGUCGCGUGAGGGGCAUUAGGAAGGUGUGUGUGUGUUAGAGAGAGAGAGAAAGUACAGUGUUAUUGAGAGCACUUUGUUCUUACAGCUCCCAUGUGAAAUCCACAUGGUCUGUAUUUGGGAAAAAGAGCCAAUUUAAGUCGAGCCCAGCGUUCAGACGUCGCUGUAAUGGUGUCUACUCUUCACACUCUAGGCUGCUGAUUGACUCUCACUUUGUAAAGUUAAAGCCUCUAACUUCUGAAAAGUUUCACUUAUAGGACACAGAGAGAAACCUUUCUGCUCUUACUCUGCUUUUUUAGUAUUAGAAGUGUUAGCCACAGGAGAGGAACUUCACUUAGUUUUGAAUAUAUGAGAGCGUUUUACCAUUCAGGGGUAUAAUGACCUUUAAAGGCAAAAUUCUAAUUCCAUAAAGGGGAAAUAGAGUUUGAUGUUACUUCUUAAUAAAAUGACAGAUCUAAACAAAAUUAUAGAACAAUCAUAUUAAAGUUUGUUCCUUUAUCUAGGUCAGUUUUUAUGAAAUCUUUUGAUAUGAGUACAUUUUGUGCACUUUCUUCAAAUGCUCCAAUGAAGUCUGACAACUUUAAGAGGUGACCAUUUAUUUCUGCAACACAACAGACAAGGAUGUUUUUGAGGCGUCAUUUAGAAUAUAUUUGGUGAGACGGUUGUAGCCUAUUGUUUUGUAUCUGUGUUUGCAUUUAUCAGGGAUGCAAACAGCACAAAUGACGCUGGCACUGAUUAUGUUUGCAGUCACUUCUGUUUUCUUCAUUAUGUGCAUGUCAACAAAUAACAUCAGCAGAGUUUUGGUUAGUUUUUGAUUCCAUUUUAAGCAAUUUCCCAUAAUUUCAUCACAUGUACUGACAUAAGGUUAUUGUGGUUAAUUGUUAAUACCACAUGUAUGGAACGAUCUAGAUGAUUAGAAAUAAAAACAUUUAAUUCAUACUUUUUUUGUCAAAAAAGCACUGAGAAUUAUAAAGAUUUAUUUAAACAAAUACUGAGCAACGCUGAUAUCAAGUUCUUUUAUUUUUUUAUCUCAUGAGUUGUUAUUUUUGUUCUUGCUGUUUUUACCGCAAUAAGUCCCUGAGGUGAUGUUCCUGUAAGUGUAAUUCUCAGUAUCAGUAAUGCUGGUCUGGAAUUGUGAAGAAGCCUUUCAAUGACAUUCAAAAUACAUUCAUGAAUUAAUGUAGUCACAUAAAUAAGGUUUAAAGAAAGCAGAUUUGAAAUCAUUUAAAUUAAAAAAAAAAACCUGUUUUAUCAUGUUCAAGAAGGAAUGUGUUGUGCUUCAAGUGGAUUGAGUCUGAUUGCUGUUUUUUUUUAUUUCUAAGUAUAUGACAUCCCAAAGGCCAAUUAAGCAGAAGUGUCUCAGUAGUGUAUUCAUCUUUAUGCAUUAGCUUACACUGGCACUAAGUUGAGCAAGCUCAAGUGCUGCUGGGAAAACAGGCCCUGCUCAUUUCAUUACAGUGCAGACAGAUGCAUUCCCAUGUGGACAUUUGUGCUUGUCUCCUCUGUUUCAUGUUCAAAGAAAGAGAAACUCAACUUGUUGGGCUUAAUUUGAAAGCUUACCCUGCAAGAUAAGAAUCUCUGCUGCUAUGCAUGAUGACUAAUAAGUGCUAUUGCCUAAACUGAGAGGGUGCCAAGAAAUAACAUCUCUCGAGUCCCAGGGCUGGCUGAACAUGUCCUGUGGUUUGUUUUUUUAUUUGUAGGGGAGUUUUUUUGUGAAUUUGUUUACUGGAAGGAUAACCCACACUUGUUCUGAGGAUAAGUCUAAAAAUAAAAAUUGAAAUCUGAAUGGAAAG
Molecule: messenger RNA, 3322 nt
Organism: Labrus bergylta (ballan wrasse)
Lineage: Eukaryota; Metazoa; Chordata; Actinopteri; Labriformes; Labridae
Source: RefSeq, a predicted model, not a curated record